AUGGAAGAAAACCCUAAGUUGUACAAAUAUGGCGUGGCCAUUUUGCUGUUUGCAAGUCAACCCCGACAAUGGAGUAGAAACAUCUCGCUAACCGAAGUUGAUACUUUUAUCAUACAGGUCGUUGGCUACCCGCUGUGGAAUGUCAUUUACAAUCUACUAUUUCAUCCACUACGAGACUAUCCCGGGCCAAAACUCUUUUCAGCAUCCACAUUCACCAUCUACUACUAUCGUGUCCGUGGUCUGGGGGCCAAGGUAAUCCCGGCACUUCAUGAAGAGUACGGUCCAAUCGUUCGAAUCUCACCCAACGAACUGAGUUAUAUCAAGAGUCAGGCAUGGAAAGACAUUUUUGGACAUCGGACCGGAGGCAAACCAAGUUUCCCUAAAGAUCCCGUUCAACUGGGCCCUAAUCCUCCUGGCUCAGAGGGAAUUAUGCGCUCAGAUGAUGGUAGUCACGGUCGUCAGAGACGGGUAUUUUCUCAUGCAUUCUCCGACAGGGCCUUGAAGGAGCAGGAAUCAAUGAUCCAUCAAUAUGUCGAAAUGUUAGUCAAGAGGCUGAGAAUGAUCGCCACGGCGCAAAAGAUUGAUUCAUCAUCGAAAGGGGCACAGGCUGACAUGGUGAAGCUGUACAGCUUCGCCACCUUCGACAUCAUGGGAGACCUAACCUUUGCUGAACCUCUGAAUAUGCUCAGAGAUGGUGAAUAUGUCCCAUGGGUGCAAUCGAUUUUUGCAACUGUCAAAUUCAUUAGUCUAAGCCAUGCCAUGCGGAGGUUUAACCUGGAAUCCCUCUUUAGGAUGCUUCUUCCCCAAUCGAUUAAGCAAAAAAGACAGGAGCACAUCCGAUUUACCAAUGAAAAGGUCGAUCGUCGUAUGGGUUUCAAAACGGAUAAACCCGAUAUCUGGAGUUUGGUCAUCAAAAAUGCUGGCAAGGAUAUUUCCAACGGUGAGAUGUACUCAAAUGCGGGCACAUUCAUGAUCGCGGGAACCGAGACCACAGCGACUGUCCUGAGUGGUUUGACGUGGCUACUUUGCAAGAAUCCAGAAGUGUUGCAGAAGCUCAAAGAUGAAAUCCGCGAGCUUGGGGAUAGAGAAAGUCUCACUAUUACCAAAUUGCAGCGAUUAGUAUACCUAAACGCCUGUCUCAAUGAGGGUCUCAGGAUGUAUCCUCCAGUUCCAGAUGCAAGUAUGAGAUUGGUUCCCAAGGGUGGUGCAAUCAUCUGUGACAAGAUGGUUCCUGAAGGUGUCACAGUUGGAAUUCCCCAUCUUGCAGCCUAUCAUUCAGCCAGGAAUUUCACUGAGCCUAUGAAGUUCUUACCUGAGCGUUGGCUUCCUGGUGCCGAGCGAUUCAAGGAUGAUCAGAAAUCGGUAUUUCAGCCAUUCUCUUUCGGCCCUAGAAACUGUCUGGGCAAAAACCUUGCAUAUCACGAGAUGCGUCUUAUCAUUUCAUCUAUCCUCUUCGAAUUUGAUAUCAGCCUGGUUGACAACGAUGAUAAUUGGCUAGACCAAAAGAACUAUGAGUUAUGGGAGAAGAAGCCGCUCUUUGUGCGUUUGACUCCUGCGAAUUAA
Molecule: messenger RNA, 1563 nt
Organism: Penicillium expansum
Lineage: Eukaryota; Fungi; Ascomycota; Eurotiomycetes; Eurotiales; Aspergillaceae
Product: cytochrome P450
Exons: 3
Coding region: 1-1563 (520 amino acids)
Molecular function (GO): oxidoreductase activity, acting on paired donors, with incorporation or reduction of molecular oxygen; iron ion binding; heme binding
Source: RefSeq, a predicted model, not a curated record